Molecule: messenger RNA, 561 nt
Organism: Hibiscus syriacus
Lineage: Eukaryota; Viridiplantae; Streptophyta; Magnoliopsida; Malvales; Malvaceae
Product: transcription factor bHLH167-like
Exons: 3
Coding region: 63-536 (157 amino acids)
Biological process (GO): regulation of transcription by RNA polymerase II
Cellular component (GO): RNA polymerase II transcription regulator complex
Molecular function (GO): DNA-binding transcription factor activity, RNA polymerase II-specific; RNA polymerase II transcription regulatory region sequence-specific DNA binding
Source: RefSeq, a predicted model, not a curated record
GUGGCGGCUGUCGGAGCUCGAAACCUGAUAGGAAAACCAUAGAGAGGAAGCGUAGAUAUGACAUGAAAACUUUGUGCUCUAAGCUCACUUCUCUUAUUCCUCAUCACAUCUUCAAACUCUCCAAGGAAACUGUAUCCCAACCAGACCAGCUUGAUCUUGCAGCUGCCUACCUAAAACACUUGACAGAAAGGAUAGAGAAACUAAAGAAGACAAAAGACGAAGUGAUGAAGUCGGUCGAACCAAGCGGUCGCGUAACGGAGACUGCGGCGGCUCCGGUCGGUUUAAGUUCGCCGGUGGUCGAAUUAAGGGAUUUGGGUUCGAGCAUUGAAUUGGUUUUGAUAACCGGAUUGAAUAGGAACUUCAGGCUAUAUCAAGUUAUUAGCAUUCUUGAACAAGAAGGGGCUGAAGUUGUAAGUGCAAGCUUUUCUACUGUGGGUGGCAAGAUUUUUCACUCUCUUCAUGCUCAGGCUAAACUUUCUAGAGUUGGUGUUGAGACUACAAGGGUGUGCCAGAGACUGCAAGAACUGAUUCGGUAGAUAUGAAGACGUGGUUUUAUUAGAU